Messenger RNA from Klebsormidium nitens, 2005 nucleotides. Lineage: Eukaryota; Viridiplantae; Streptophyta; Klebsormidiophyceae; Klebsormidiales; Klebsormidiaceae. The record is from the annotation of a GenBank genome assembly.
CUCUGCAGCUCAGCAGUCAAAGAAGUCCUAUCCCUCUGACAAGAUUCGUUACAAUGAGAAAGUAAAAGGCAGAAGCACAAACAUCACUCUCAAUCCGCAAGUUGCUGCGAAGCUUUUUGAGGCUCAAGAGUUGCUGAAGAAUGCAUCAGGCAAGCCCCUCUCCACCCCAGCAACUGUGGGGUGGCUUCUUGAGAACUGCCAGGAGAAGCUUCAAGGGCUGGUGCAAGCAACUAGAGCUCCAGAUGCAGCAAAGCAAGGCGGAACGGGACCUGGACUUGGGGGGCAAAGUCCAGGUGGGCAAGAUGACUCAGAGGAUGAGAUGGAUCUUGGCUUGCUGAGUGAGAUUAGUCCUUCUCGUGUGUUGCCUGCUUUGAGGAAGAAGGAUGCUUUCUUUGAUGAGCGCACUGGCUUUCUGGACUUGGACGAUCCAGAGUUGGAGCCAGACUUUCAAGAGCUGGAAUCUGAGCAGCCAUCAGAUGUUGGACCUUCUGAGAAGGAGGAGAAGCUACCCUCUGUCUAUCUUGGGGAGUUGUCGAAGCUUGCGGAGUUUGUAGCUCUUUUCCCGCCAGUAUGCCAUGCUCGGGGCUGUGGAUGUCGGAUGGCAGCUGACAGGGUGGUCAGUCUGAAUGGGACAGCUGUGAUCCAUCUCAAGUGCACCUCUGGGGAACAUUCUGCAUUGUGGAGGUCAGCUGACGAGGAUGCUGCAACUCAGAUUCCUCUGGUUACUCGCAAGUUCUUUCAUGCUGCACUGUGUGCGGGCAUGGGCUUUACUGAGCUUUCUGAGUUUUCUGAGGAAUUGGGUUUGCAGUCACCUUCAGAGAAGCUGUUCUACAGAUUUCAGAAUGGGGUGGAAGGCGAUGAGAAUGGGGUGGGGAAAAUUAAAGGCUGGUGUGAGGCUGUUCUUGAGGUUGCCGCUGAGAACAUGGCAGAGGUCAGGGCUCAUGUGAAGGAGAGGGAUGGGGAGGAAGGGACUGUGGUAUUCAUGGAUGCUCGGUUUGAUUCAAGCAGAGAUGGAUACCACGGAACUGUGCCUGCCCUGGAUAUGAAGUCCGGGAAGUGUGUGAACAUUGUGACUUUGACGAGGGAGGAGACAGGCAGUUCUUGGAAAACUGAAGAUGCUGCAGUCAGACAGGCAGUGGAUGAGCUCAUUGAGCAGGGUGUCAAACUGGUUGAGGUAGUCCAUGAUGACAAGGCUUCAGUGGACUCCAUUCUGGCAGAGUUGGACAUCGAUAGUCAGAAGGAUCUCUGGCACAAGUGCAAGAAACUGGUGGCCUACUUCAAUGAGGAAGUUGCAAAAGCCAAGAGGGGGGAUCUGACAAGCCUGUCUGAAGCUCGCUGUGCGCAGGAUCUUCAAAGACUGACUGUCGCUGUUCUGAAGGAGCACUUGAAGGCAGCAAAACUUGACCUCAAAGGUAAGAAAGAUGAGCUGGUGGACAGGUUGUGGAAGAGUUUCGGGAGGGAGGAGGAAGAGGUUGCUCAGGAUACUCGUCUGCUGAAGCACCCUGCGCUGUCUAGCAACAGGAUCCCAGAUAAGCUGAAGACUCAUGUCUACAAUGCAAGCUUUGCGCGUGCAGCUGCCAAAGAUGACGAUGUUGCGGCCUUGUGCAAGGAUAUCCACAAUGCGGCUGACCACUGGGCAGGAGAUCAUUCAGUGUGUGCAGCCAUUGACCCCGACAGGAAGUGUGUCAAGGAAAGCUGGGACGGGACCAGAGCAUACUAUGAGAAGGGAGGUGAGACCCAUCUGGCUGUGAAGCAGUGGCUUCAGAAGAAAUGCACGCCUGCCAAGAUGAAGUUUUACACAAGGGCUCGCGAGAACUACUUGUCUGAAACGUUCAACUCCCUGAUUAACAAGUAUGCGACCAAGAGGAUCCACUACAGCAAGAGCCACCUGGCACGGGUUGCAUGCGCAGCGCUGGACUGGAACGAGGGACGGGAUAGAGUGGUUCUUCUGAAGAAGGCCCUGCGGGGCCUGCCAGACCCGGCUGAUGCUGAAAAGGUGGUUUAA